Ctenopharyngodon idella (grass carp) is the source of this 3801-nucleotide messenger RNA. RefSeq names its product transmembrane protein 26a (gene tmem26a). Lineage: Eukaryota; Metazoa; Chordata; Actinopteri; Cypriniformes; Xenocyprididae. The transcript has 6 exons. Bases 360 to 1322 code for a protein of 320 amino acids. The record is from RefSeq and is a predicted model, not a curated record.
CCAUUAGGUCCAGAUAGGUGGGGCUGGACUAUGUCCCAUUAAAUGGGUGGACGUCAUUCGGCUCUGCAGUAAGCGUUACUUGGAGGAGCUUAAGAAAAAGAAAAGAAAAAAAACCGCUGCUAAACUGUAAAUAAACAGACUCCAGAUAUCCACUAAACGUAGCCUGCUUUUAAAUUGCAAGGUCUUGUAUACAAAAUCUUUCAGGGUUCCUCCAGCAGUGUCUUCAGGACAAACAUUUCACCUCUGUAAGUGAUUUCACACACUGACGCUGGUGGGAGGAUUCAACACAAACUGGAGACUCAAGUGGACUCUCUAAAGCGCACUUUAUCGCACAAACCCGGGACACUAUUGUCUUUAAGAUGAUUUUAGUUAAAUUCGUGUGCGCGAUCAUAACCAGGUCCUUAUUCAUUCUGGUCUCUCUCAUCGGCGUCUGGAGAGUGAAAACGGUGAAGAAUGACAAUAUGUACUGGUUACUGACUGUCCUUUACCUUCCUCUGGUCGUGGAGAUGAUCAUCACUUUAAGACGUAGGAAAGGGCAAGACUACAAAUGGUUUUCUCCAGCCAUCCUAUUGUUCCUCAUCAGCAUUAUUCCGUCCAUAUGGAUUCUAGAGUUGCAUCAUCAGAAAAACAAAGCCAGUAACCCUCAGUGUAGGAAACUGGACUCUUGGGAUAAUGUCAAGAGCAUAUUGCCUUCAAAUGGCACUAUGGUUAAUGAAACGCUAAAGCACCUGGAGCACAUGCUCACCUCCGUCUGUCCGAAUGACUGGAUUCUCGGUCUUCAUCAAGUUCUGCUUAUUCUUCUCAUUCUUGGAAAGUGGCUCCUCCCACUAGGGGGAGGAGUAACGCGUGACGAGCUGUCACAGCUUUUGCUGAUCUUUGUUGGCACGGCAGCAGACAUUCUGGAAUUCACUAGUGAAACACUCUCUGAUGUCAAGGAAAACAACCAUCAGCUGGUGUAUAUAAUCUUGGCAGUGUGGACGUGGAGUAUGUUGCAGUUUCCUUUGCACCUGGCAGUUGUGACAUCUCGGCCGCAGAACCCAGAUGAGCCCAAGGCUGGAGAAGGCUGUUGCAACUUGCUCUUGUCAAGACACAGUACAGAUAUUUGGAACAUCGUGGAGAGUUUGUUUAUCCAGGAUGGGCCCUUUCUUGUGGUGCGUCUUAUUGUGAUGAUAUUGUUUGAUGUGUUCCACCAGAUGUUGGUCUUCUUUGCUAUCAAGAACUUCCUAGUGGUCGUCCUCAACCUCUACAGGCUCAUUGUCAUCUGUCAAGACUUUAGACCACCACCACCACCACCACCACCAUCAUCUACCGGAGAGGUCUGAAGGGAAAAAAAAAGAAAAGAAGUUUAAAAUGAACAUUUAACUUUGAUAAUUCAUUGAUAAUUGAUAAAUCAUUGAUCAUUUUGAUCAUUUGAUUGUAUUAUUUAUUUUUACUAAUAGCUGUUAUUUCAUACUUCAUAAGAUCCGAAAGCAAUAUAAGUAACCUCUAACAAACAUUUUAUUCAUAAAACAUAAAAUAAUUUACUGCAAAAGAUUGUUUUAUUCAAUGACAUCCACGCUUGUUUCUUCACGGAAGGCGUAACUUGUAGGCGUGAGUUGCAGAGGUGUGACGUAGACAGACCCUUCUCUCUUUUGUGGCUGUUCGAACACAUUCGACCACAUGAAUGUUUACACAAUGAAAGCAAUUUGGUUGAAUGCGUUUUUGACUACCUCUGGAAGUGGAUCAAAAUGAUCAAAACAUUUUAGACCCUGUUUACAUCUGCAUUUAGCGUCGUGUUCACUUGUGAUCCGAUCGAUCAAAUGCAAGGCCUUGUUUACACCUGAAGGACUAUUAUUCUGUUGCGCAGGAACAGAUACUGAGGAACAACUGACAAUGGCACGUUUUGAUCUUUGGUUGACCAAUCAGUGGAUAGGGGUGUUUCAUUCCCCCCCACAUGUAGAGAUGGAAUAUACAAGCUGUUUAUUAAUUUUCUACUCCUGAACGUAAAAAUUAAGAAUCUUUUUUUUUCAUCAAUUUUUUUUUAUUUUUUUAUUUGUUGUUUUCCCAUUUUUCUGCUUUCAAUAUUAAAUCAAAUCAUAAAUGAAGGAAUGAUACACGGACCCAGCUGAGAUAGUAUUAUAGUUUGUAUUAAUAUUUUGAAUUAGUUUUUAUUUUUAUGUUUUCGAUUUUCAUUUUAAAGUUUUUGUCAUUUUCAUUAGUUAUUGUCUGUAUAGUUUUUAUUAUUUUUUUUCAAUUUUAGUACAUCAAAUUAAAAUAAGUUUAAUUUAAAUGUUAAUUAAAUGUAAACAUAUUAAAUGUUGUUAUACAUCAAACAGUACAGUACUAUAGUGAGUAGGAAAAAAAAACAAAAAAAAACAAUGUAUGAACUGAAUAUCUUCCAAAUAACAAUUUACACAUAUUUAUAAUAGUAAUUUUUCACAGUAUAAAUUUGGUCUUUUUUUUUUUAUAUAUACACGAAAAUAUAUAGUUUUUUAGGUCUUUUUUUAUAGCUCUUUUUAGGAUGGGGGCCCUCGCACCAGGGCAAUCAUAUUUAGGGGUCCAUGGCAUCUAAAAAGUUUGAAAACCCCUGGCUUACACUGCUUAAAAACACAUUUAUGAGUGACAACAGUUUGAUAUAUUUUGAAUAUGUUAUGUACUACCAAAUAGUAGAUUUUAGAUUAUGGCACUCAUUCUUUGGUUCCUAAUUUUAAAAUAUUACUUUUAUUGAGCUGUUUUAAUGUUUGUAUACCAGUCAAAUAAGAUUCUCUGACUCAAAAACAGUAAGAAAACAGUGCACGUGUGUGUCUUAUGAAUUCAAAGAGGAAGAUGCAUUUGUUGUUGCAUACAUGCGUGUUAAAAGGGGUCUGCUCAUGCAAGAUAACUCUCCCAGUGGGCAUUCAGAUAUGACUCUCUGAUACCAGACUCUUUGAGUCACUCAGGCAGAGAUUAUUUGCUUUUUAGUGGAGAGCAUUUAGUUGCUUUACAACAGUUCCUAGAUCAGCCUUUCAAUGUAACUUACAAUUUAACCAGAGAUAGUUACAGAACAUGAACACAGCAGUAACCAGCUUGUGUUUGUGAACCUAUUAAAAUAAAUAAUUUGUCUAGUUUGUGUCCAGCUGGAUUCUUCAUGUUUAUGUAUGUGGGAUGAUUUAUGCUGGAUAUCUGACCUUUGGGUUUUCAUGGCUAUUUUAACAUUGUGGGGAAAAAUGAGGCAUACCAUCACGCCUUUCUCACACAGUAUCUCUUGAGUUUCCUGCGUGUCUUCAAAGUACACACACUGGGUUGGUGUUUAUGUCUAUCCCCAUCAUCAGGUUGUUCCUGAAACAUACACAAAUCCCCAAAGCAGGAAAACACAUUAGUUCAUUAAACAUUUCAUGAGAAUAGAUUUUUCUAUUUUUAUCCAGCAGGGGAAACAGGAAACAGCCACACAAAAAAAAACAGGAUACCAACAAAGAAAUUUAGAUUUAAAUGGAUGACCAUGACAGUUUGACCUACUAUACGUGUGUAUAUUUAUAUGUAUUUAUGUAAAGAAAUCCCUGUUACACAGAGACCUGCACUGUAACCUUUGAUUCACAGUAGAUCAGUACAGUUCUGUUGACAAUAUAUUAACCCAUGGACACAUUUGCUAUAGAACAACCCCUGUUUAUCUCAGCAGUACAGGGUAUCUGUAUGGAAUGGAAUGGAAAAUGUUUUAUACAUUUUUAGUAAAAUAACAAAAUAAAGAUAACAAAAUAAAAUAAAAUGUAAUGUUCUUUCAAUGUUCUGAACUGGUUUAAAACAAUGUCUUUAGAUAAUAAACAAUAAUUCAAACCAAUAAAAGAA